AUGAAUACUAAACGAUUCGAAGCGAUAAAUGGCAAGCUGCACAAUGCAGGAGCAUUUGAAGAAAUAGAAAACCAUCCAGCAAAUGGUAAUACCAACUGUGCAGCUCAUCCUGAACAUCCGCGGGCGCACGAUUUGGCAACAAUUGUCUUGGAUCAUGAUCAUUCUUAUUCAUCAAUCAACACUCUUAAUCCUGGUGAUCCCAUUCCAUCAACAUCAUCUUCCGAUCCAGUUACAAAUAACCAAGGAGAGUCAGUUUCUGGUCAGCUAGCGGCUUUAGCAGGUGAAAUAAGAUGCCUGAGAGAAGGUCAAGAAUACCUUCUGACCACUUUUGAAUAUGCCAUGGAGACUGUGAACACUCACCGGCCAAUUUCGUCAUUCAAAGUGCAAACAAUGAAGUCCAGAGAGGAACUACAAAAUUUUGACGCACAAUUAUCCGAUGCGGAAUUUAUGAAAAAAGUCGUAAGCUUCAUCAAAACGGAGACCGGGGAACACCGACAAAUGUAUAUCAUGCACAAGGCGAUUGAUAUUUUAUUUUCUCCAGAAUUAAUGGCAGCGUGCAGUUGGAGUGGAGUCGGUAUUCCCCAUCCUAAAAUUGCUUUUAAACCGUUCCGAAACAUCCUACAGUUGUUUUCCGUUUUAGGAGCUAGUGGUGGCGAUACACUUCCUGCGUAUAAAGUGAUGGAAUAUUUUAAAGGAAAAUUUUACCAUGCGAAGCAGAGAUUGAAUACCUUUAAAAAUGUUCGCGCAUCAGCUCCACGGUCAAUAAGGUCCUAUAAUAGGCUCGCACUCCAAAACAUUGUAAACAAUAGUACAACUUAA
Molecule: messenger RNA, 819 nt
Organism: Anopheles moucheti
Lineage: Eukaryota; Metazoa; Arthropoda; Insecta; Diptera; Culicidae
Exons: 3
Coding region: 1-819 (272 amino acids)
Source: RefSeq, a predicted model, not a curated record